UUAUCAUUUUUAUUUUGCGAAUCUGAUAACAGUCUUGAAAACACAAAAUUUCGCCGAACGCCGGAAUAAAAUUUGGAGCAAGGUGAAUAUGUGAGACUCUAUUUAUAAGUUCGGUAAUUUCGCUGUGCUUAUGCAGUUCCACAACACGUUCGAAAGUUGAAAAAUCAGUGUCUCGUAUUGAUAAAUCUAAUAAUAUGAUCUAAACGAAAAGCAGACCUGCUGACGAUUCGGAUCCACGAUGGCACCGAAACCCUCCGGUAAAAGUAGACCUUCGAAGAAUAAACAGAAAUCUAAAAGCUUUAGUUUUGCAAUUCCAGCAGCUAAAAACGUAUUACAAGAAUGCAAUAAGCUCUUAUUCGAUUGCGAUUACCUGCCUUACUCAGCUGCGUUAGUUCUCUGCGUAGAAUUACUCUUAAAUGUGUUCAUCAUACACCGUGUUCGUUACACAGAAAUCGAUUGGAAAGCUUAUAUGCAAGAAGUCGAAGGAGUCGUCAAUGGAACACUGGAUUAUUCCCAACUCAAAGGUGACACCGGUCCACUCGUAUACCCUGCCGGAUUCGUCUACGUGUUUUCAAUUCUGUACUUCAUCACCGGUAGAGGCAAUAAUAUUCUAAUUGCCCAGUACUUGUUCGCUUUCUUAUACCUGUUUACAUUGUACAUGUUGUACAAAAUCUAUUUCACUAGCAAAAAAGUCCCACCUUACGCUUUGAUUCUAUGCUGCUGCAUUUCCUACAGAGUUCAUUCGAUUUACGUCCUGCGAUUAUUCAACGACCCUGUAGCGAUAAGUUUAUUUUAUCUGUCUUUGAAUUUAUUUUUAUCCGGAAAAUGGACUUUGGGCAGUAUAUGUUAUAGUUUAGCUGUCUCGAUCAAGAUGAAUAUUUUGUUAUACGCUCCAGCUCUUUUUCUAACCUACAUCGUAUUAUUAGGACUGAAGAGAACUAUUCAGCAACUAAGCAUAUGCGCCGCAGUACAAUUAUUGUUAGGUUUACCUUUUCUCUUAAGCAAUCCCUAUUCUUAUAUUAGACAAUCGUUCGACCUAGGUCGAGUGUUUUUCUACAAAUGGACAGUGAACUGGAGAUUCGUUCCGGAAGAUGUAUUUUUAAAUCGUUACUUUCAUCUAAUGUUAUUAUCAGCGCAUCUUUCUCUUCUUUGCUUUUUCAGUAUACCGAUGUAUAGAUACGUGAAAAGCUAUCGAGCUUUGAAAGAAAUCGAGAAAGAUGUUAGACCUCAGCUGCAACGUAACGAAAUUGUAAACAUGGGUAGCAUUAAUCAGUUAUUCUUGUUACCUUUUUUCCUCUGUAAUUUCAUCGGUAUUGUUUGUAGUCGUUCGUUGCAUUACCAGUUCUACGUAUGGUAUUAUCAUACUUUACCUUUUCUAUUGUGGUCUACGUCUUUCUCGAAUAAAAUGCGAUUACUGUUGUUAGGUUUGAUUGAAUUAUGCUGGAAUACGUAUCCGUCUACUAAUUUAAGUAGUAUUUGUUUAUUUUUGUGCCAUUUUGCUAUUUUAGGUAAUUUCAUUCGAAAAUUCAAAAGUAAAAUUACACAUAAUGCUUAGAAUAAAGAUGUACAUACAGAUGUAAUGAAUUCUCAAAUUGAACAUUUUAAUUUGUAAAAAAUAGUAAAUACAAGUUUUUUAAUAUCACGUUGAA
This is a messenger RNA of Planococcus citri (citrus mealybug), 1649 nucleotides long. It is a transcript of the gene Alg3, whose product is annotated as Alg3, alpha-1,3- mannosyltransferase. Gene Ontology annotation, cellular component: endoplasmic reticulum. The coding region runs from base 239 to 1555 and encodes 438 amino acids. The record is from RefSeq and is a predicted model, not a curated record. Gene Ontology annotation, molecular function: dol-P-Man:Man(5)GlcNAc(2)-PP-Dol alpha-1,3-mannosyltransferase activity. Lineage: Eukaryota; Metazoa; Arthropoda; Insecta; Hemiptera; Pseudococcidae. The transcript has a single exon.